Molecule: messenger RNA, 944 nt
Organism: Haplochromis burtoni (Burton's mouthbrooder)
Lineage: Eukaryota; Metazoa; Chordata; Actinopteri; Cichliformes; Cichlidae
Product: protein FAM180A
Exons: 3
Coding region: 165-671 (168 amino acids)
Source: RefSeq, a predicted model, not a curated record
GCAAAAGAGAGAGAGGAGGUGGAGAGAAAACACAGUUCUGAAGGCAGACCGAAUCCGAGAACACGAGUGAUGAAUAAAGCGUGCCGUCUGAUGCUGUGUGUGGCUCCAAAUGCUCAGUAAAUUUAGAGACCUCUGUGCAGUUUUGCAACCAACAUCAGGCAACCAUGCUGCCCUGGAAGAUGCUUAUAGUUGCUCUUUUCUGCUGCUGCAUCGAGGCAGGUGCCACACAACAUCGGGCUAAUGCCUUAUUUCCAGCUGCAAGUAGUAUAAAAAGAGGAGUGACAGCUGCGGUGAACCCCACUUUCAUCAGCUCCAUCAGUGAUGCUCACCUGCUGUUUGAGAUACUGAUGUCUGGCAUACAGUUUGAAUCCAGUGGAGCGUUUUCGGUCACAGAUGCUGAACUAGCUUCCCUUCAAAAGACAAGAAACCUGGAUUUCAUCUGCGAAGAGAUCAUUCCGAAAAAGCUAACAGACAUAUUGAGGCUCAUAUCCGGUCUUUCAAAUCAUACUGGCUACCUGCAUCAGCACGAUUUUGAGCGCACUGUCUUGACUUUGGUGUACACUGCCCAUCAGAUGGUCAGCUCCGCUACUGAAUACCAAAGAGACGUGUGGGCAGAGUCCUUUGUAAGCCUAUACAAAUCCAUCAAGAAGGAUCUGAUACUGAGAAACUGAGUAAGCAGUGGUGCUGUGACACAAUGACUCACUGUUUAAUAUGCACACAGAUGAAAAGCUGAAGUGUUGGAGCUUGCAGCUGGAUGGCUGACAGAUCCUGAUGGAAAUGUCCUGUCAGUAAACGUCAGCAUGAAUUCAUAAAGUGCACAGAAAGAAAAUAAACACAAUCAUUGUAAAAUAUUAACUGUUACAGCAAAUGUUCAUGCAAACAUGAGGUACUGUAUAUGAAACAAAUUCAUAUCUUGAAUGUAGCAUUAAACAUUGUGGAUUUAA